Messenger RNA from Pectinophora gossypiella (pink bollworm), 1495 nucleotides. RefSeq names its product protein SYS1 homolog (gene Sys1). Gene Ontology annotation, cellular component: trans-Golgi network; Golgi membrane. The transcript is spliced from 4 exons. Gene Ontology annotation, biological process: Golgi to plasma membrane protein transport; Golgi to endosome transport; protein localization to Golgi apparatus. Lineage: Eukaryota; Metazoa; Arthropoda; Insecta; Lepidoptera; Gelechiidae. The record is from RefSeq and is a predicted model, not a curated record. The coding region runs from base 132 to 626 and encodes 164 amino acids.
AUUUGGUCCGACGAGCUGCGAAGAUCGUGAAAUUCACCUUAUGUUUACAAUUAAACAUGGGAAGAGCGUCGCGAGCGAGCUGCCGACUUGACACCGAGGUUUAGAUCGUGCGUGUUUGUGAUACUAGUGUGAUGAUGUCUAAGACAAAGAAGCUGCGCGGGUCGUUCCGGUGGACAGCGUGGGACCCGCGCCUGUUGGUGGCGCAGAUGGCUGCGGUACAGGCCCUCCUCUACUCGUCUCUGGCGCUGCUGCUGGCGCUGGCGCAGGACCUCACGGGCGCGCCGCGCACCCUCGACCACAUCUUCGCCUAUCACGAGCUGCAUGUCCGUAACAGCGAGGGCUGCUCGGUUAUUGCCUCAUUUGUGCUCAAUGCCAUUAUUGGAGCUUUUGCUUUGUGGUUGAUUGUUGGCAGAACUAAACUAUGCUUGGACUUCAGCUGCACUUUCCACGGCAUCCACCUGGUGGCGUGCUGGCUGUACAACGGCAGCUUCCCGGCCACGCUGUCGUGGUGGACGCUCAACGUGGCCUGCGCCAGCGUCACCUGCGUCGCCGCUGAGUUCCUCUGUCUGCGGACCGAGCUGCAGGCAAUUCCCCUGAGCAACAUUGGAGCGAAGGUGGACUUAUGAGACGCCGCACCGCGCCCGCGGACGGACUGGGGUGGGAAGUGUCGCCGAGAUGAGUUCAUCAAUCAAAAGCAUGUAUAGACAGCCUAUGUACGCCCACCGCUGGGCACGGACCUCCCCUCUAUCAACCAGAAGGUAGACAAAGAAAAAAUUAACGGUUGAUUAUUUUUAGUGUAAGAUCGAGAAAGCACGCGUGGUGUGCCGACCUCACUUAGAACGGAAUAAAGGCUGGAGGAUGAUGAACAAAAACGCCUAUUGAAAGUAGAUUUUAGUUCUAUCUUACUUGGAACAUUACUGCUGAUAAGCGCCGCAAGACACUUCUCAAUAAUAAGAUAUAUAGGUAAUAUAAUGUUACUAGAACUUUAUUAUAAACGGCAUAUUUAGGGUUGAACUACACCGCAUGCUCACUCGUUGUAUCUGCCGCGUGCUGUCGCCCUCUCGCUCUAGCAAAUGACGGUUCUAGGACCAGAACUGGAUAGAAGCAAAAGACAGCGCGGUGACGUCCGGACAGAUGUGGUUCAACCCUUAUACUUGCCAUAACAGGCACUGACUUCUUUUCACUCAACAAGAAAUGAGUCACUGUUUAACGCGAUUUGUAUUAGAGCCUGUGAGCCGCGCCAAACUGUCGGUGAUCUAAAACUGCAUCUUCAUUCCUGCGAUUGGCGUGUUUGGUCGCGUAGUAUUUUGUCAAUUUUGUACUAAAAUAAUAACAAUAGUAUCAUCAUGUAAAACAUAUUUCGUGAUUCAUUUCUGAAAUGAAACAUAAAUAAUUGUCAAAAUUAUUUUGAAUUAUAUCAUAACUUGUAAUAUAACUAUGUUGUAUGAUAAUGUAAAUAAAUUAUUUUAUGUCAAUAUAAAAUUAUUUGAGUAAA